AUGUCGUCAUCUCGUGUCGGUCUUCGCUUCUUCGCCAAUUCGCGCGCGGCCUUUCGCAACAACUUUCGCCAAAAGGGCUUCCGAUUCCAGAGCACCGAUGCCAGCGCUGCCGCUGCUGAGCAGCAGUCCACUUUCCAGAAGCUGUGGAACAGCCCUGUUGGCGUGAAGACUGUUCAUUUCUGGGCCCCCGUUAUGAAAUGGAGUCUCGUUAUCGCAGGCAUUUCCGAUCUUGCUCGUCCCGCCGAAAAGCUCUCCUUGACUCAGAAUCUUGCUCUCCUGGCCACCGGCACAAUCUGGACGCGGUGGUGUUUCGUCAUCUCGCCCCGCAACAUCCUCCACAGCCUUGCCACCGUCAACUUCUUCCUCGCUUGCACCGGUCUUGCUCAGGUCACAAGGAUAUUCCUCUGGCGCCGUAGCCAGUCCGGAUCAGUCACCGAGGCCACCAAGGAGAUGGCCGAGGACUCUGUUGUGGGUGCCAAGGGUGUUGUCGAGGCUGCAGAGAAGAAGAUCAAGCCGUCCGCUUGA
This is a messenger RNA of Talaromyces atroroseus, 525 nucleotides long. RefSeq lists its product as hypothetical. Gene Ontology annotation, molecular function: pyruvate transmembrane transporter activity. Gene Ontology annotation, cellular component: mitochondrial inner membrane. The record is from RefSeq and is a predicted model, not a curated record. Gene Ontology annotation, biological process: pyruvate import into mitochondria. The coding region runs from base 1 to 525 and encodes 174 amino acids. Lineage: Eukaryota; Fungi; Ascomycota; Eurotiomycetes; Eurotiales; Trichocomaceae. The transcript has 3 exons.